Molecule: messenger RNA, 1622 nt
Organism: Bradysia coprophila
Lineage: Eukaryota; Metazoa; Arthropoda; Insecta; Diptera; Sciaridae
Source: RefSeq, a predicted model, not a curated record
CAUGGCUGGAGAAACAAAAGGACCAGUGAAUGUUCUGUACGUCUUAAAAUGCACAGGGACGCCAAAUUUUGAAAAGAUUGUUGAAAAACUGCAUAAAGCUGUAAAAUACGAAACGAAAGUAAUGUCCGGUGGUGAGAUUGAAACUUCGUACAGACCGUUUAGGAAGCUCGGCUACGUCAUUGUUGAAAAGUUCGGGGUGUUCUGUUGGAAAGUCGAUCAUAAUUUUCGUGCAGAAAAGCAUGUGGUGAUGGAUAAUGUGCAGAAAAAUUUUGACGUGGCGAUUCAGGAGAGAUGUGAGAAGUUGUUAAACACUUUUCAUGCAAAUCACCAGCCACAAUGGGAAAUGCAUAUUAUGCAUCGGAAUGAGUCAAACGAAUAUGCUGUCAUUUGGAGUGUUCAUCAUUCUUAUGGAGAUGCAACUAUUUUCACACAAGUAAUCCGGUACGCUUUGGCAGAUGAGCCGUUUUCAAUAAAGAUAAACCCAUUAGAGUGGAACAGAAAAAAUCAGAAUUUCUGCAGCAAAAUUAUGAAUAAGAUUGAAACACUUCUACUUUGUACCAUUGGUUCUGGAGGGUUUGCUGCCGUUUACGCUCAGUGUUUGCGGCAAUCACAUUUGGGAGAGAAUGCCCUAACCGAAAGCCGAGGAAAGAAUCACUGCCGUACUGUGAAAUUGAAUUUAGCUGAUUUGAAGACCACACAACGAAAAUUAAGUAAAGAGUCUCCCAUACGUUUAGUAUCGCUUCUGUACGCAUACGUAUCACCAGCAUUUGAGCGAGCUAUCAGUUCAUCGAAAUUGAAAAAACCAUCAAAAAUAUUGGCAAGUACAGUUGAAGCUAACUAUCCGUAUAACAGUUUGGAACUUUGUGUCAACGUAUACACGCUAUGGUUCGACUUACCGUUGAAUAUCAAACCUCUUCAGGAGCGACUUCGGGUCAUUGAUACACGUAUAAGAAAUGUUAUGGAUCACCUAGGAACGAGUUUUUUCAAAAUUGGAACUGAUCUGUUAGGAUCCGUCAUUUCUCCAGUAGCACGAUUGCUUGAAAAGUCGGGAUCACUAACUCAAACCACAUACAUUUCGAAUAUCGUUGGUCCUUACAAUUAUUUUACUAUUUUCGGAGGUGAUUCAGUCACCUCCAUGUAUGUGUACAGCCCGAUUUCUAUAGAAGAAGUUGUCACUAUCGUUGCAUAUACUUAUGGUAGCGAAAUAACAUUAGCAAUGGUGACGCCAGAUAGAGUAAUAAGAAAAUUGCCAGGAUUUUUGGACGAUUUCGUCGCUGGGAUCAAGGAUGAGAUGGGUAAGUAUAUUGAGUUAAGCAAAACAAGGUGAUCCGCACAUAAUUCAUCAACAUUAACUAUACUAUGUGUAACAUCCAAAAGUGGUCACGAUCGUAGUUAAAUUAUUGGCAUCUAUUUUUUUGUCAGCAAAUUUAUUCUUUUAGUAGCAAAAUUAUUUAUUUCAUCAGCAAAUUUAUUCUUUUUAGCAGCAAAUUUAAUCUUUUUUAUCAGCAAAUUUAGUGUUUUGUAUCAGCAAAAUUAGUCUUAUUUUCAGCAAACUUAUUAGUACUCGAACAGCAUAUUUAUUGCUUUCUGAGCAGCAAUAUUACUGACUUUAAGCAGCAAAA